AGCUGACUCACGUGCCCAGGAGACGGUACAUUAUGACUUUUCAUCAUCAGUCAUAUUUAGUUUAUGAGACAAUAUUACCAGUGCACAAACUGAAUAUAAACGUGACGAACAAUGCUGGUAGAAACCAGUGUUUAAUGAAGUAAGAGUGAGAGUUUAAACAUCAUAUGUGUAUGUGUGAACAUAGAAACAUUUAUGAUAAACAGUUUUUUGUCAAGCCCCUUGUGUACGCAGCGUGUUUAAAUAAAGAUUCCGCGGUUUGAAUCCGCGCACUUCCGCGUUUGAUCGCGCAGCUCGAGUCUGUUUACUGUCACCAGUGCGGAUAAACUUCACUUCUGUGUGUUUCUGACAGGAUUCGAGAUAAACUUGACUUCUGUGUUUCUGACAGGACUCGAGCUCACGCGGUGCUUCACUGCUGUGCUGUCGAUGGUGAUGAAUAUGAGCUGAAAUGCCGUCCGUGUCGACUGCGGUGAAGGAUCUGUAUCUGUCCACAUCACUGAGUGAUCUGAACAAGAGAGCCGAGAUCAAACCAGAUAAAACCAGCACCAGACAUUACGUCCAGAGCGCGUGGAAGAUCUUCAAGGCGGCGGAGGAGUGUCGUCUGGACCGAGAUGAGGAGAAAGCUUAUGUCCUGUACAUGAAGUACCUGACGGUCUAUGACCUCAUCAAGAAGAGACCGGACUUCAAGCAGCAGCAGGAGUUCUUCCUGUCUGUGCUCGGACCAAGCAGCUUUAAGAAGGCCAUCGAGGAGGCAGAGAAGCUUUCAGAGAGUUUGAAGCUCCGGUAUGAGGAGGUAGAAGUGCGCAAACAGCUGGAAGAGAAAGAGAGAAAGGAGGAAAAGAGUCGACAAGAAGCAAGAAUUGAAAAAGAUGGCCGUGCUUCAGCAAAGAAGGAAAAUAAGAAGCAGGUUAACGAGGAGCCCAGUAACAGUAAGACUGGAGCUGAUAAAGGAAGCAUCAGCGCUAAGGAUCUGUUCCAGCUGAUGAAGGAUCCCAGUAUCAGUGUGCUGGUGAUGGACGCGCGCAGCAGACAGGACUUCCAGGAGUCCCAGAUGUGUGUCCCGUCUCAGACGUGCAUCAGUGUUCCUGAGGAGGCCAUCAGUCCAGGGGUGACGGUGAACCAGAUCGAGCUGAAGCUCCCUGCCGUGUCUCUGGACGACUGGAAGCACAGAGGAUUCGUGGAUUACGUGGUUCUGCUGGACUGGUUCAGCUCCGUCUCUGAUCUCAAACUGGGCUCCACUCUACAGAGUCUGAAGGAUGCUCUCUAUAAGUGGGACAGCAGUACGAUCCUGCGCAGUGAGCCUCUGGUGCUGGAUGGAGGAUAUGAUAACUGGCUGCUGUUUUACCCAAUGUACUCCAGCAACGCUAAGGUCAAACCCCCCCGACAGCAGACGGCCAGCACACUGCCCCAGCUGAACUUCUCGUACCCGUCGCUGGAGGAUCCUGAAGCUGUGAGUGUGUGUGAGGAGCCUGCAGCUGUGCAGCUCAACGGCAGAACCGUGGAUCCGGAGCCGGCCGCAGAACCGGCCAGAAACACACCUGCGCCGCUCACACAACCCACAAAAACAGCCGCCGCCGCCUCGCCCCGACACACUCCACAGGUCGACCGCUCCAAAAAACCAGCUGUCAAACCGGCAGCGAACACAAAGCUCAGUGAGGAGCCCUCGGUGGACGACGGCCCCGUGAUGCCCGACCGCUCCGGCAGACCCCCGCUGGACCCGUCCAGAGCUCUGAGUGAAGACGAGCGCAGGGAGAUCCACGCCGACACACUCAGUCUGAUGGAGAAAGCCCGAAAAGAGCAGGAGCAGCGCAAACGAGCCCUGGAGGAGAGAGAGACGGCCGAGAGACAUCAGCGAGAACAGAGCGAGAGGAAGAAGAAGGAGGAGAAGAAGCAGGAGAGACAGACGGCAGAAGAGGAGGAUCAGGGAGAGGACAGGAACAGGAGAGCGCAGAAGGACGUCCCGCUGGAUGCUGCCAUGAAGAGCAUGUCUCUGGAUUCACCUGCACCCUUCAGCGCUAGGGAGUCUCUGACACGAGCACACAGUGAGGAGAUGGGUCGCACCGUCCCUGGGCUGCCGGACGGCUGGAUGAAGUUUCUGGACACGGUGACGGGCACCUACAGAUAUUACCACUCUCCCACCAACCGCGUGCACCUGUACCCCCCGGAGGUCCACACGCCUCAGAUCCAGCCCAGCGCCGCUAAACCCAAGCCACCGGCCGCAGAGACGGAGAAAGAGAAGGAGCAGGAGCGAGAGAGAGAGAAGGAGAGAGAGAGAGAGCAGUCCAAACUCAAACGCUCAUACUCCUCUCCAGACAUCAGCCAAGAGCUGAGCACAGAGACCAGCAGAAAACCUGCAGCCACGCCCACCUUCAGCAGAGACAACAAGCCGCUGGUCACCGCUGCUGCUUACUCUAAGGUGGAGGUCACUCGGCCGUCUGCUGCUAAGAUCCGGAGCCUGAACCCAGUGUUUGGAGGUCAGGGGCCGUUGCUAACGGGCCUCCGUAACCUCGGCAACACCUGCUACAUGAACUCCAUCCUCCAGUGCCUGUGUAACACGGUUGCCAUGGCAGACUACUUCAACAGGAACAUCUAUCAGGACGACAUCAACCGGGCCAAUAUUCUGGGUCACAAGGGCGAGGUGGCCGAGGAGUUCAGCGUCAUCAUGAAGGCGCUGUGGUCAGGACAGUACAAGAUGAUCAGCCCGCAGGAUUUUAAAGGCACCAUCUGUAAAAUCAACAACCGCUUCUCCAGCUACGAGCACCAGGACUCUCAGGAGCUGCUGCUGUUCCUCAUGGACGGCCUGCACGAGGAUCUCAAUAAGGCGGACAAGCGGCGCGGGUACAAGGAGGAGGACAUCGAUCAUCUGGACGACGUGAGCGCUGCAGAGCUGGCCUGGUCCAAACACAAGCUCCUGAACGAGUCCAUCAUCGUGGCUCUGUUCCAGGGUCAGUUCAAGUCCACGGUCCAGUGCAUGAGCUGCCAGCACAAGUCACGCACCUUCGAGACCUUCAUGUACCUGACCCUGGAGAUGACGUCCAGCAGCAAGUGCUCACUACAGGACUGUCUGAAGCUGUUCUCUAAAGAGGAGCGUCUGACCGACAGCAACCGCUUCUACUGCCGCCGCUGUAAGACACACCGAGACGCCAUCAAGAAGAUGCAGAUCUGGAAACUUCCUCCCAUUUUACUCGUACACUUGAAACGGUUUAAGUACGAUGGCCGCUGGAGGGAGAAGCUGCAGACGCUGGUGGAUUUCCCGCUGGAUAAUCUGGACCUGUCACAGUACGUCAUCGGACCCAAACACAACCUGAAGAAGUACAACCUGUACGCUGUGUCUAAUCAUUACGGAGGGCUGGACGGCGGUCACUACACAGCGUACUGUAAGAAUCCUCUGAAGCAGCGCUGGUUCAAGUUUGAUGAUCACGAGGUGUCAGAUGUCUCCGCCUCCUCGGUGCGCUCGGCCGCUGCCUACAUCUUCUUCUACUCCUCUUUAUGAUGGACAGCAACAGGGCGUCACCAUGGUGACCGGGUGAUUGACGCAUGUUUGACAUCCAGCUGUGGGCGGAGCUAAAGCCCUAUCCAUGAGGACUGCUGGACACUUCUCAAAGGGAACGUCUCUCUCUUUCUCUCUCUCUCAGUGUCUCUCUCUCUCUCUCUCUCUCUGUCUCUCUCUCGCUCUCUCUCUCUCU
This is a messenger RNA of Carassius carassius (crucian carp), 3683 nucleotides long. Its product is annotated as ubiquitin carboxyl-terminal hydrolase 8-like. Gene Ontology annotation, molecular function: cysteine-type deubiquitinase activity. The transcript is spliced from 19 exons. Gene Ontology annotation, cellular component: dendritic spine; extrinsic component of endosome membrane; cytosol. The record is from RefSeq and is a predicted model, not a curated record. Gene Ontology annotation, biological process: protein K63-linked deubiquitination; protein K48-linked deubiquitination; Ras protein signal transduction. Lineage: Eukaryota; Metazoa; Chordata; Actinopteri; Cypriniformes; Cyprinidae. Bases 446 to 3490 code for a protein of 1014 amino acids.